AUGUUGCAACCUAUCGUUGAUAAAUUAAAAUUAUCUAUUGGACAAUUUGUUUUUUAUGCGAAUGAUUCGCUGAUACCACUGAAUCUCAAUGAUUUAGUUUGUACUUAUGAUAAUCAACGAAUUUUUACAUUAACGAAAACAGCUUCUGGCGUAGAUAUGUCGAGUAGACAAAAAUUAAAAGUAAUAAAUGAUAUAUUUGAAAUGAUAUCAGAAAAUGAUGAAGAUAUUAAAUUUGAUGAAUGCGGAAUUUUAAAACCAGUUACAUUAUCGAAAUCAACUAUUGUUGUUUCAAAUGAUGAUUAUCCUCAUGCAUCUACACUCGAUACCUCAUCAACAUGCGACAGUGAUCAAAUUUAUUGUGGUCCCAAACGGUGA
Rotaria socialis is the source of this 375-nucleotide messenger RNA. Lineage: Eukaryota; Metazoa; Rotifera; Eurotatoria; Philodinida; Philodinidae. The record is from the annotation of a GenBank genome assembly.